ACGGGUACUCCGUCGCCGAGAUCGCGGUUGAAUACUGUGAAAGCGGCCUGCAACGCGUGCCGGAAAUACAAAUCCAAGUGCUCUGGUGAGAGACCGUCAUGUAGUCGUUGUCUUGAGAAGGGCCUUUUGUGCCAUUACAUGACGCGACCAGGAGAGUCACGAAUGCAGGCCUUCAACCGGAACCACCAUGACCUGCAGGGUCGAGCAACGGUCCACGAAGAGAUUUUCAACCUGCUCAAGACCCUUCCGGAGCGUGAUGCACAGGAAAUAUUGACGAGGAUCAGAUCCGGCAUCGACGUCCAAACUGUUCUGAACCAGGUCAAGGCCGGCGAUCUUUUGCUCCAAGUGGCCCUAGUUCCCGAGACCAGGCUCCGAUAUGAGUUCCCGUAUCGAUCUGAGAUGCCCGCAGAUUACGCCCGAGACAACCCGUAUCUCGAUUCAUUGAUUUUUGAAGGGGCUUCGCUCUACUCGACGAGUCAAGCCUCGGACCAUGUUACACCCCGACUCAUGACUAACCUGGGCUCUGAGGAGCAACAAAGCCUCUACCUGAAGCCUUUUCACGCAGCACAUGUUGCUGAGCCUCUUCUCUCCAACGUCAAGCCAUCGUUAUGGACCCCAGUGUGCAAUGACGAUGCCCUCAUGCGAGAUCUCCUCGGCGUGCUGUUCCGCUGCGAAUACCAAUUCACGGCAGCGUUCCAGAAGGAUCUAUUCCUUGAGGAUAUGGCUGCGAAGCGAAAGGACUUUUGCUCGUCUCUCCUCGUCAAUAUUGUCCUUGCUUAUGCUUGUGUCUGCUACCCGGGCUUCUCUAACCGUGCCGAGUACUGGAACCCCAAUACUCUUACAUACCGCUUUCUCGCAGAAGCAAAGCGUCUAUGGGAGCUAGAAUGUGCAGAACCGUGCAUCACGACUAUACAAGCUGGUAUACUCUUCAGCGUCAUUCACAACCUCUGUGGGCUGGAUGAGAUUGGACAGCCAUACAGGAUUCAUGCUGUUUCGUUAGCUCACGAGCUUCGAAUCUUUGACGUGAUGGACGUACGAAGUCAAAGAAUGCAGAAUGGUAGAGCAUAUACGGCGUGGGCUUUCCUCGUCGCCUUCUCCUUCAUGAUCCCGCCAUUGCUAAAGAAGCCUCCAGAGUGGGCAUUACCAGACCCAGCAAGGAAUGUGCAAUGGUACGGCGAGAUAUGGAUAAAGUAUCCGAUGACCAAUGGCCUCUCGCCAUCCUACUUUUCUCACGUCUUCCGAGCAAGAUGCCAUUUCCGGAUCAUCAUGAAUGAGAUUUGCGAUGCAGCCUACUCGGAAGGGUCUGGGAUAACUCUUGACAAAGCUAAUGGGUUCCGUGAACGACUGGAGAGCUGGUAUAGAAGUCUACCUGUACCGCUCCAGCCUAGGACCAUCGUUCUUCCCGGCCAUCUCCAACUUCACAUCUACUAUCACCACCUCUUGCUUACCCUCUACGAGCCGUUGUGUGAUGUGACGACAACCGAACACCCUUCUCCGCAGCAAAUUGUUGGUGAUGCUAAGAAACACCUCCAGACUCUUGUCAGACUCUACUAUCUCCGACACGGAUUCGAAGCCAUGGAUCUCUUUGUUGUUAUCCCCCUUAUGCUCACCGGUUAUGACUGCAUCGAUUCCAUUGGAGACGAAACACCUGCCACCGAACUUGAAACACUGCGAUCAACCCUCAUUUUGAUUGCACAGGGUCUAUGCAGCCAACGACGGAACCAUUACUUGGCGGAAGCGCUGUUCCGGGUUAUCCGGGGCCGCAUGAGACCACAGGAACUCGCCUUGCUGAAAGGCACCAUGAGCCUAGAGGAACAAGAGGCGGUCAACGAACUGGACGACAUGCAACCUGUUCGGAGUCAUUGGCCAGUGAGCGUUGUUAAAAAGCAGGAAGAUGUGGAU
Molecule: messenger RNA, 1902 nt
Organism: Fusarium vanettenii 77-13-4
Lineage: Eukaryota; Fungi; Ascomycota; Sordariomycetes; Hypocreales; Nectriaceae
Exons: 5
Biological process (GO): regulation of DNA-templated transcription
Molecular function (GO): zinc ion binding; DNA-binding transcription factor activity, RNA polymerase II-specific
Source: RefSeq, a predicted model, not a curated record